UUCAACUUGGACGCAAUCACAAGUAAACAGUCGCUUCAGGUUGUAGUCAAGUGCUGCUAGCUAGGUAACUGUAAAAUAACAACAUUCCUGUACGAUAAGAUUAUAUAGAAGUUAUGAGCAAGCGCGAAGGUGAAGGGUGUCCUCGGAUGAAGACAACUCAGAAAACAGAUGACCGCGACACAGGAGCUAACCUGACAUCACCUGUGAUAGCUGCAUUCAAAGUGUUCCAGCAGGACCUAGACACCAAGCAUGACAAGCAUGAGCGCCUGGUCAAACUCAGCAGAGACAUCACCAUCGAAAGCAAGAGGACAAUAUUUCUACUGCACAGAGUCACCAGUGUCCCAGACGUGGAGGAGGUCCUGAAUGAAGCUGAUUUGAAGCUGGACGGAGUGAGACUGAAGAUCAGACUGAUUGCUGAGGAGCUCAGAGGAGAGGAUCUGUAUCAGUACCACAGAGCCUUCACCCCAGGUAUCCAGGAGUACGUGGAGGCUGUGUCGUUCCAUCACUUCAUCAGACAUCGUACUCUCAUUAGCCUGGAGGAGAUUAACACCAAGCUGGUCUUCAUCAAGGAGCCUGAGGCCAAGGACGCCCCUGAGGGCCAGCAGCCAAUGGGAACCACCCAAGUGCUGACCUUUCAGGUGACCCCUACAGACUACCUGUUGGGCGUGGCCGACCUGACAGGUGAGCUGAUGAGGAUUUGUAUCAGUAGCGUGGGGAACGGGGACAUGGACACGCCCUUCCAGGUAUCCAUGUUCCUACGUCAAAUCCACGAUGGCUUCUCCUACAUCGGCAACACUGGUCCUUAUGAGGUCAGUAAGAAGCUCCACACGCUGAGACAGAGUCUGUCCAAGGUGGAGGAUGCCUGCUAUACCCUGAAGGUGCGGGGGUCAGAGAUCCCCAAACACAUGCUGGCUGACGUCUUCUCCAGCAAGACAGCCAUGAUGGACCAGGACGAGGGAGUGGCCUAGUGAUGGGGGUGGGGUGUAAUGACCUGGAAGGGGUAGGGUUUAAUGAUGGGCAUGGUCUGGGAGUGAAGUUGCCCCUAAAGGCUAAUCUUGGAUCAGUUUUGCAUUUCCCGCGCUGAUGGUUAAGGUUAGGAUUACGGGUGGGAAAGCUGAUCCUGGACCUGUACCUAAGGGAAACUUCACCCCGAAGCCCUGUUAUGCAGUCAGGGCCACGUUCAGUUGGCAAAAUGUUGUGGAACGUUGCAGAUAGAAGUGUGUAAAGAUGGAAUGAUCCCUUAUUCUAGAUGUUCAAGAGGCAUGUUUGUUCUACAAAGUACAUUUUUAUCUGAACGUUCCACAACAUUAUGCCCUGAUUUGUUGUUGUUCUGACUUCUGUACCUCAGUUUGAUCUUGUGGUGACAUCUGAUGUUGGUCUGGAUGAUGUGUUUUUUAUGGUGUUUGACGUCAACUGUUGUUUCAUCCCAAACAUUGCUCAUUGCUCUUUGUUUGUUCUGAAUCUGAUCAGAGGCAUCACAAUCUCCACUGUGCCAAACGGUCAGUCCAAAUCUGAAGUUCAUCAAGUUACAGCAUGUAAAAUGUCACUCUUAAUUUUGUAUUUUUCAAUAAAGUUCCAAAUGUUUUGUGAA
Molecule: messenger RNA, 1591 nt
Organism: Coregonus clupeaformis (lake whitefish)
Lineage: Eukaryota; Metazoa; Chordata; Actinopteri; Salmoniformes; Salmonidae
Gene: tsnax
Product: translin-associated factor X
Exons: 8
Coding region: 114-968 (284 amino acids)
Cellular component (GO): cytoplasm; nucleus
Molecular function (GO): RNA binding; sequence-specific DNA binding; RNA endonuclease activity
Source: RefSeq, a predicted model, not a curated record